UGGCUACUCUUCUUGGCCUACCAUUAAAAAUUUGUUCUUUCUUCUGACCCAUAAAGGGAAACCGACGCCAUCCCCCGCCCCCUCUCCCAGUGCGCGAAAAAGAAAACGGAUUGCGUUUGCGAAGAUGGCUUUACAAGCUGGGGUUUCAACGUCCAAGGUUCUCAUCCUCGUUGGAGCAGGGUUAACUGGUUCCGUUGUUUUAAGAAGUGGGCGGUUGUCUGAUCUGAUAUCACAACUUCAGGAAUUACUGAAGGGUGUGACAGAAGCCGAACUCUCUCCUAGUCCUCACAAGUAUGAUACUGCUAUUCUGGCCGCACAGAUUCGGCAACUGGCACAAGAGAUCAGGGAGUUGACAUUAUCUGGUCCUGUAACUGUCUUCAAUGGGAACUCUUCUUCUAGCGGGAACUAUUCUUCUUACUUGGUACCAGCAGCUGCAGUUGGAGCAAUGGGCUAUUGUUACAUGUGGUGGAAGGGAUGGUCAUUUUCUGACAUAAUGUUUGUGACGAAGCAAAACAUGGCAAAUGCUGUCUCAACUGUCUCGAAACAACUGGAACAUGUGCAUGAAGCUCUGGCUUCAACAAGGAGGCAUCUGACAAAGAGGUUGGAGAACUUGGAUUGGAAGCUAGAUGAGGAGAUCGAAACAACAAAUCUCAUAGCAAAUAAUGUGGAGGACGUCAAGUCCAACCUUUCUCGGAUUGGUUUUGAUGUUGAAACAAUCCAUCAAAUGGUCUCACAAUUGGAAGGAAAACUAGAGGUUCUUGAAAAGAAACAGGACAUCACUAAUUCUGGUCUCUGGUAUCUAUGUCAAGUCGCGGGAGAUGUCAAGGACCGCAUAAACGACAAACUUUUCCCAGAAGUUGAGGCAAAGAAGAAUGCAAAUCAUUUGACGAUUAAAUACGAAGAGAAUUCUCUCAAGGGACUGCAGUUCAUUGCUGAAACCAAAUACUCCACUGUCACUGCAAAUCCAACUGGAGUGAAGGGAAAUAGCCUUGAAAAAUUCAAUAGUGAAGAACUUGCUGUAAGAAGAACAAGAUUGCACAGGUCAUAUCCUGUUGGGAUUUCUUUGGCACGAGAUAUUAUGGGCUGUGAUACAUAAUAUUUUUCCUCCUUAGAAAUGAGUUUCAUUCUCUGGCAGCGAUUCAGAGCCGCCAUGAAUAUAUAUCCAUUUUCUGGCAGUUAUUCAAUGCCAUUUUUACAGCAUGAGAUGCAUUUGUUGCUUUGCAGAUGAAAAUAAUGCCUUCAAGGUGAAGGCAUACAGGUUUUACAACACUUCCAUUACUUGUACAAGUUGUAUGAAACAUUAUUAAUGUGAGAUAUCAAUGAAAAACAGUGCUCAUCUCUCUCCCUCA
This is a messenger RNA of Momordica charantia (bitter melon), 1349 nucleotides long. Its product is annotated as golgin family A protein (DUF1664). Lineage: Eukaryota; Viridiplantae; Streptophyta; Magnoliopsida; Cucurbitales; Cucurbitaceae. The record is from RefSeq and is a predicted model, not a curated record.